This is a messenger RNA of Poeciliopsis prolifica (blackstripe livebearer), 1366 nucleotides long. RefSeq names its product heme-binding protein 1-like. The record is from RefSeq and is a predicted model, not a curated record. The coding region runs from base 174 to 749 and encodes 191 amino acids. The transcript has 5 exons. NCBI's taxonomy places the organism in Eukaryota, Metazoa, Chordata, Actinopteri, Cyprinodontiformes, Poeciliidae.
CGGAGUGACAAGGAAACAACUGUGGCGUCGAAAUUGAUUCCGCGAUCGCGCGUCUCCUGCUCCUACCGACCUGGACCAGAAACCAGGGGACCAACAGUGGCGCGCUGAAGAUUGUCUCUCCGGGGAAGCAGGUUGCUGGAGGAGCGACGAGACUGGAAGUGACCAGCGGAGCGAUGUUCGGCAUGAUCAGAAAUUCGCUCUUUGGGAAUUCGGAGGAGACCGAGUACAAAGUGCUCAGCAGCGAGACGAAGAACGGAGUGGGCUUUGAGGUGAGACGGUACGACGCGGCAAAGUACGCUGCCGUCUACUCGGAAGGAAGGACCUAUGAGCAAGUAAUGGGGGAGCUGGUCCGGAAACUGCUGACGUACAUCGGUGGAAACAACGAGCCAGGUGAGGCCAUGGGCAUCGCGUUUCCCAUCAUCGCCACGGUGUACCCGCGGAACGACGGCGUUUUCUCCCGACGUCUGGCGGUGGGCAUCCGGAUCCCCAACGCCUACCAGCAAGACCCCCCAGCUCCCACCGACAGCGCCGUCAGGGUGGAGGAGCGGCCCGGCAUGACUGUAUACGCGCUACAGUUUGGCGGCUUCGCCGGCGAGAGCGAGUAUCGGGCCGAGGCCUCCCGCCUGACCCGCGCCCUGGGCGAGACCACGCCCUUUCAGCGCAAGCAGUACUUCUGCUGCAGCUACGACCCGCCGCUCAAGCCUUACGGACGCAGAAAUGAAGUCUGGUUCCUGCAGGAGGACCCGUGAAAAGGUCCCAUCUGAUGCUUGGUCCUCCAAAAAAAGGAAAUAAAAACAUGUAAUCUUCACCUCUGUUAGUCCUACAGCUGUAAACAGAGAACGGGCUCAAAAUAUAGCCGGCGGAGGCGAGAAUGACCUAAAGAAAGGAAAGAAAAAAAAUAUUGCAAACUAGAUUAGCUUCCACAAACCUACAUAUUGUUUCAGACUUGUGUUUGUUUUUGAAGGUGAUAAAUCUCAGCAGAGUUUCCAUGUCUUUGAGUACUAACUUGCAGAUCUUUAAAUGACAGUAACAACUAGAAACAUAAAGAAAAGUUGUUGUUCUAUCUGAAUAAGAUACUGUUAAGUUUAGUCAUUAAGUGGAAUUAAACAUUUUGAAUCAGAGGAAUGGCAGCUUUGGUUGUUUGUGCCACAAUACUUUGUUAUAUUUGUCUACAAAAUAUUCUGUGUCGUCAGUGGAGAGUUUUGUAUUUUAGUGCAUGAAAUAUAAGCCAAUUUUUAUUUCGUGAAACGUCAGUUUUGUGAUCCAUCUGUGCAUGUAGGGGUUUUGUGGUCAAUGUGAAUUUAAUUUUUAAGGCUUCAGAGUGUUUUAUUGCAUAAAUAAAAACGUCAUUCAGUCGUGGCUUGUA